Molecule: messenger RNA, 1082 nt
Organism: Hevea brasiliensis (rubber tree)
Lineage: Eukaryota; Viridiplantae; Streptophyta; Magnoliopsida; Malpighiales; Euphorbiaceae
Product: probable tyrosine-protein phosphatase DSP4
Exons: 5
Coding region: 211-834 (207 amino acids)
Biological process (GO): protein dephosphorylation
Cellular component (GO): cytoplasm
Molecular function (GO): phosphatase activity
Source: RefSeq, a predicted model, not a curated record
ACCCCUACACUAUUUAAAAUUACUGUUAUUCUAUUGAUCAUCCGAGGGAUGAGUCAUCGCGCAUCUUCCCUCCUUUUUCUAUGAAAACCCCGCUCGAACGCUUAAAGCACGAUUCCAAUACCAAGAUUCUCUCCAGAAUCCGGCUUCGAUAUCCUCUCCGCCAUCAGUUUCUCUUUCCCUCAAUUCAAACUUUUUGGCGCCAAAAAAGCCAUGAAACUCGAUAAUUUUGACGGCCAGAUUUGCACACUUAUCAUGCCGUCAGCGGCUGAUAAUACGCCACCUCCGGCUAAGUGUUCUGCGACCGGAGUAGACUCCGAGAAUGAUCGAGACGGAGAGGACCUGUUUGUGCCGCCUCUGAACUUCGCCAUGGUCGAUAUUGGCAUCUUUAGAUCUGGUUUCCCUGAUUCUGCCAACUUCGGCUUCUUGGAAUCCCUAGGUCUCCGUUCUAUCGUAUAUUUGUGCCCUGAACCAUAUCCAGAGGCCAAUUAUGAGUUUUUGAAGGCCAAUGGGAUUAGACUUUUUCAGUUCGGAAUUGAAAUGUGCAAGGAGCCUUUUGUCAACAUUCCUGAGGAAACCAUCCGCAAAGCAUUGAAAGUAGUCCUUGACGUAAGAAACCACCCUGUCCUGAUUCAUUGCAAGCGGGGGAAGCACCGGACUGGUUGCCUUGUGGGCUGCUUGAGAAAAUUGCAAAGAUGGUACCUGUCAUCCAUAUUUGAUGAGUACCAGAGGUUUGCUGCAGCAAAAGCUAGAGUUUCUGAUCAAAGGUUUAUAGAGAUGUUUGACAUUUCGAGCUUGAAGAACACACCAACGACACUUUCAUGCUCGAGGAGAUGACAGGAGUCGGGACCAAGACUUUCUGAAAGGCAUUAGAGUUAAUAGUUUAAGAUUUUCUAAUAGGUUAGUCGCCGUGAAUGUUAUGGUGAACCAUCCUCUUGUUACUUCCUUUUUAUUAGCCCUUCGAGCGGACAGGUGGAUACCGUAUAGUUGCUGGUGUCAUAGACCGAAUUCACUUGAGUUUAAAGAAUCAUGUAGAGAGCCCAUUUUAUUUUCUAGGCUUUUGUUUAAUCAAUCUUUUUUUUUUU